GUUGCGUUUGGUAAAGCCCAGCCCCGAGCGCAGAGAUCCUCGGAGCGCGAUGAAGUAGGCUCCGGGGCGGAGGGAGGGGGCUCGUCCCACAGCCACAGCCACCGCGGCCAGCGCGGCGGCCGCACCACCCGCGCUCGCACCCCAGCCGCCGGCCCGCGAGGAGGCAGCGCGGCGGCCGCCGGCUAGAGCGGAGGCGGCGGCGGCGGCGGCGGCGGGGAGGCGGAGAGGAGCCGCAGCCGGAGCGGCGGGCGCGCGCAGCCGGCGGGUCCACGCACCUCGGCACUUCCAGAGCAACUCCGGCGCCUUCCAGACCCCUGCCCGGGGCGGGGGGCCCCGAGAGCCGCCGCGGAGCCCGCCCGCUCGUCCCCCCACCCGAGCCCUGCGCAGCCCUGCCCGGCGCCUCCCGCGCUCCGCUCGGCGCGGCAGGGUCCCGGCUCCUGCGCCCCGGCGCGCCUCCCGGACAGCCCGGUCCCCGUAGCCUGGACAAAGCCAUGAAGCCGGCGCUGCUGGAAGUGAUGAGGAUGAACAGAAUUUGCCGGAUGGUGCUGGCCACUUGCUUGGGAUCCUUUAUCCUGGUCAUCUUCUAUUUCCAAAGUAUGUUGCACCCAGUCAUGCGGAGGAACCCCUUUGGUGUGGACAUCUGCUGCCGGAAGGGGUCUCGAAGCCCCCUGCAGGAACUCUACAACCCAACUCAACUGGAGCUCUCCAACACCAAUAUCCUGCACCAGAUGAGGCGUGACCAGGUCACAGACACCUGUCGCGCCAACAGCGCCCUGAGCCGCAAGCGGCGCGUGCUGACCCCCAACGACCUGAAGCACCUGGUGGUGGACGAGGACCAUGAGCUCAUCUACUGCUACGUGCCCAAGGUGGCGUGUACCAACUGGAAGCGGCUCAUGAUGGUGCUCACGGGCCGGGGCAAGUACAGUGACCCCAUGGAGAUCCCGGCCAACGAGGCGCACGUGUCAGCCAACCUCAAGACCCUGAACCAGUACAGCAUCCCGGAAAUCAACCACCGCUUGAAAAGCUACAUGAAGUUCCUGUUCGUGCGGGAGCCCUUUGAGCGCCUGGUGUCAGCCUACCGCAACAAGUUCACACAGAAAUACAACACGUCCUUCCACAAGCGCUACGGCACCAAGAUCAUCCGGCGCCAGCGCAAGAAUGCCACCCAGGAGGCGCUGCGCAGGGGUGACGAUGUCAGGUUCGAGGAGUUUGUGGCCUAUCUCAUCGACCCCCACACACAGCGCGAGGAGCCUUUCAACGAGCACUGGCAGACAGUGCACUCGCUCUGCCACCCGUGCCACAUCCACUACGACCUCGUGGGCAAGUAUGAGACGCUGGAGGAGGACUCGAACUACGUCCUGCGGCUGGCGGGCGUGGGCAGCUACCUGAAGUUCCCCACCUAUGCCAAGUCUACGAGAACUACUGACGAAAUGACCACAGAGUUCUUCCAGAACAUCAGCUCAGAGCACCAAACGCAGCUGUAUGAAGUCUACAAACUCGAUUUUUUAAUGUUCAAUUACUCAGUGCCAAGCUACCUGAAAUUGGAAUAAAGGGGGUGGGAGAGGGAGAGGAUCGUGCUUUUUAAUUUAAGAUUUUUAUUUGUCAAAAGAAUUAUAUGGAUAUUGGGUUAUUUUGUAAAGUAAUAUUUCUUUGGGGAUGAUGCUGCGAGCAGCAUGGUGAGAAUUAUUUAAAAUCCUUAGUAGGGAAGGACGGCUGUCUUUGCAAGAGAAUAAGAUGGGUGUCCUUGUGUUUAGACGUAAAUACCUACCUGCAACACUGUCUUAAAGGUUUCCUUGUGCUCUGGUGAAUCCCAUGAAUUGUGCAUCCCAUAAAUUCUAAUUAAUAUUAUUUAUAGUUAUUUAAACAUGGUCUCUGUAUAGAUUUCUUUUUGUGGCAGCAAGAUUCAAAUGUCUUUGCAGAAGAAAUGUGUGUUUUGUUCUACGCUUGCUACAGCUCAUUUGGGGGCGUGAAUGUUCUCCUUAACCGCUCAGAGAGUUAACUGUGAUAACAGCCAUUGUGAUGUCUGUUGAUGCCACCAUUCUUGGAAGUCUGUGAGAAAUAAAUAGAGAAAGGCACCUUUGCAGGGGACCAUUCCAAACAGAUUCCAAGCAACCCAAGAGUCCCUCGCACUAAGAAAAAAUGUGAUUUUUUUUUUUAACCCAAGGAGAAGAGCUGAUUAUAGCUUUUUUUUUCUUCUUUUUUUUUUCAUCAGAAUUAGCAGUCUGAUAGAAUCGGCUUUUCUACGAAAUUUUUAACUGGCACUGCCAGUUGUGAUGGUGAAGUGGCUGUUGCUUUAUAGUCGACAAGUAUUUGUUGAACAACUACUCUGUGCCAGACCUAAAUGUAGGCCCUGGGGAUAGAGCAUUUAACAAAACCAGUAGUCUCGGCCCUCAAGAAGCUUUAUGUGGACGCAAUAUCCACCUCAACAAUUAGCAAACCCCUCAUAUUCGUAGGGGUCCAUGACCCCUACAAAUUUGCAUUUUCCUCUGGCCCAAAUUUUGAAAACCCCACACUGAGAACAGGCCACUUAACUUGGUGAGUAAUCCAGGCUCACCGUCCAACACGGGAGAAGACAGAGUGUUUCCCAUCAUGUGCGCUCCAGUGUACUGGGGAAGCCCCGGGACCAGACCCGCCGGGCACAGCAUGCAAGGGUGGGAAGGGGACCUUCACCAAGCGCCUCCUGUCACAUCAGCCUCCGCGUGGGAGUGUUCUCUCCUCUGCUGCGGAAAGCGUGAGAGGCUGCAGCAGGCCUCGCACACCCGCGGUUGGCGGUCGCCCCGCACUCCUCCUCUGGCCAAGGUCACAGCAGGAUCCACUCACUGCACAUGCACACGUGCUCCAGAGCCUGCAGAGGCCGAGGCCGUGGGCACCGUGGCGAGCACCAUGCACAAGCAGCAAGGACAGCCUUCCGUGGCUGGACCCCACGCCCCCCUUUCCUCCGGAAGGCCAGGAACACUCCUGUUCCUCGCUCAUUACCAUCUGCACAUGCUUCUCACUUCUGGCCAUGGUGAUGUCUCAGUUGAAGUUUGAGCCACAUCCCUCUUACAGCUAGUGAAUGAAUUGGUAGCAAAUCCUGUAUAUAAUAAUAAUUACAGU
Molecule: messenger RNA, 3096 nt
Organism: Nyctereutes procyonoides (raccoon dog)
Lineage: Eukaryota; Metazoa; Chordata; Mammalia; Carnivora; Canidae
Gene: CHST11
Product: carbohydrate sulfotransferase 11
Exons: 3
Coding region: 492-1550 (352 amino acids)
Biological process (GO): proteoglycan biosynthetic process; carbohydrate biosynthetic process
Cellular component (GO): membrane
Molecular function (GO): sulfotransferase activity
Source: RefSeq, a predicted model, not a curated record